ACUACAACAUGCGACCCACCAAGCAACCGUCUUUGUCAAACUCUUCAAGGCGUGUCUACCUUCUUCUGUGCAUCAUUAGUGCAUUCUUGGGAAUAGCUUUGCAAUUUCUUCAAUUUUACGGCGCUAAAUACUUGAAGGAACAUACCAAUGGGUUGACAUUCGGCGGCGCGAUGCAAAUGUACACUUUCACCAUGUCUAUUACAACAGGAAUUCUGCUGUUCUCUAACUCUCUGCUGGCAAUCGCUGUUCUCUUGACGGACAAGAAAGACGCUGGAGUGGCGAGUUGCCUCAAAAAUAUGGUAGGACCAUGUUGGAUUGUAACAGCUACUGUUUGCAGUUCUACGGUUUACUAUGCAACACAGAACGGUGUUAGUGCACCUUAUUUGAGGGGCCCACCAGCCAAGGGAACUUUCAGUUUGGCAAUGAUCGGUGCUAUUGUGUCGUUCAUUCUGGCUUGUUUUGCUUUCUUUUUGGGACACGCCUGCUGUUACUGCACCAGGAAUCGUCACGAGCAUCAAAGUUAUGUCGAGAUAGAAACACAGUGUGUGGUAACUGAUCAGGAAGACAGUGACAUUGAAAACCAGUACCACGACGAAGAGGCUGAAAGGUCUAGUAGCCAUAUGCAAGCCAUUAAUCGUGCUUUGUUCAGACGACGUGUCUAUAUUGUCCUUUGUAUCAUCUGUGCACUUUUCGGCAUUGGUCUGAUACUUAUUCAGUUCCUCGUUGCCGGCAAAUUUAAAGGAUUAACAUUGGCCGAAGUCGUACGAUCGUACUUGCACGGUAUGUCUCUGGCUACCGGAUUGCUGAUGCUAUCGAACUCUAUUCUGGCACUAGUUGUUCGGCUGACAGCAAAUAAUACGAGCAAACUCCUUGUUUGGCUGAGAACUCUGAUGGGACCAUGGUGGAUACUGACAGCUACUGCUGCCAUGGUGACGGCUCAGAUCACGAUAUUCUAUAUACUUUUACUAGAAUCUAUGGUAGCGAUGUGUCUGGCGUUUGUUGGUGCGAUUCUCUGCUAUGUACAAGCUGGCUUUGCUUUCUUUGCUGGACAUGCUUGCUGCUACUGCGUGAGAAAAAGGCAAACCAGCAACCUUGAAACGGAGGUACAAGUUGCUGAUACUCAUCAUAUGUAAAGGUAUCAGUCAGCAAUGACUAAUAUUUGAGUGAUUUGACAGUUUCCUUGAAGAAUUCAAGUAGUUGUAAUUGUGUAAUUUUGAGUUUGAAUUUGAGAUUGAGCUGCAUGCAUAGUCGGUGUGAUUUUUUGUUGCACAGAAAACAAAAAAACCUUGUGUACUAAC
Corticium candelabrum is the source of this 1298-nucleotide messenger RNA. RefSeq lists its product as uncharacterized. Bases 9 to 1133 code for a protein of 374 amino acids. The record is from RefSeq and is a predicted model, not a curated record. Lineage: Eukaryota; Metazoa; Porifera; Homoscleromorpha; Homosclerophorida; Plakinidae. The transcript has 6 exons.